This is a messenger RNA of Strongylus vulgaris, 228 nucleotides long. Lineage: Eukaryota; Metazoa; Nematoda; Chromadorea; Rhabditida; Strongylidae. The record is from the annotation of a GenBank genome assembly.
GACCCAGAGUGUGUUCUGCUCGACAGUGAUGAUGAUGUGGAAAUGGUAGACAGUAGUACAGCAAACAGCGAAACGGCAGCUGCUCCUGUGGAACAACCUCCCGCUCCUGCGGAACAACCUCCAGCUGAAAAGGGGAAGGAAAAUGGCGGUUCACACUCUGCGGAUGUAGAAAUGGAUAACGGGGAGCCGGAGAGUAAGCGCCCAAAGAAAGAGGACUCUGACGAAUGA